UAAGACAUGGAAGACACUUUAUUUCCUGUGGAAGGCACUUUAUUUCCUGUAGAUGUCACAGACAAUUUUACAGAUGACAGCUACCAGUAUGCAGAAACUGAUAAUACAGAAGAGUUCAGCAAUUUUGAAAAGCUAAAAAUAUUUACUAUAAUUUUCUAUAGUGUAAUCUUCAUCCUGGGGAGUAUUGGGAAUGGACUGGUUAUCUGGAUCGCUGGGUUUAAGGUGAAGAAGACAGUUACCCUUGUAUGGUUUCUCAACCUGGCUGUAGCUGACUUUGCAUUUGACAUCCUCUUUCCGCUCCAAAUUACAGAAUGGAUUAUGGACGGACAUUGGCCAUUUGGACGGAUAAUGUGUAAGACAAUCUUCACUGUCCUAUUCCUCAACAUGUCAGUCAGCACCUCUUUCCUCAUGGUUAUCAGUAUAGACCGAUGCACAUCAGUCAUGUGUCCUGUGUGGUCAAAAAACCACAAAACCCUGAAAUUAGCUACAACGGUCUCAGUAGUUAUCUGGUCAUCCUGCUUUAUACUCAGUUCUCCAUAUCUUGCUUUCUUUGAAGUUGCUCAUGACACAGACAGCAAUAUCUCAUACUGCCUUCCCAUAUAUGGUGAAGAUGAUCAUACAGAAAGCAUGAGGAACAAUGCUAUGAUCAUUUCCAGAUUUGUCUUCAUGUUCCUAAUCCCAUUUUCUAUGAUAAUAGUUUGUUACAGUCUCAUCACAUUUCGGCUGAGAAGAAACAGAAGUCUUUCUGGAUCAGGUCGACCUUUCAAAGUCAUUAUUACCAUUGUACUUUGUUUCUUCUGCUUUUGGUUCCCAUUCCAUGUCUGGCCCCUCUUUGACUACAUAAACAUUGACAUUGAUGCUGAUAUAGAUAUUGCCGUGUCUCAUAUUGUUUAUAGCCUAGGUUUCUUUAACAGCUGUGUAAACCCCAUUGUCUAUGCCUUUAUCGGUAGGGAUUUUAAAAAAAGUUUACUUAAGUCCAUUCCAUUUCUUCUGGAGAGCACAUUCCGAGAGAGGAUUGAGUCAGAUGCUGACAAUCAAUGUGUUCGGAGUAUGGUGGAAACUGAAAUGGAAACUUAUAACCCAUAAUUAUUGUAGGGGAGGGAAUAAUCUUCAUCUCCGUACUCCUAGGGAUAUAUUUACUAAAGAGCAGAUUUUUAGAAGUGGAGAUGUUGACCAUAGCAACUAAUCAGAUUCUAGCUGUUACCUUCUAGAAGGUACUAGAUACAUGAUAUUUAGAACAUGAGCAUUGGGUAUGUGGGACCGGCGGUAAGGAGACCGCCAGGCACCAUACUGAUG
Molecule: messenger RNA, 1296 nt
Organism: Pseudophryne corroboree (corroboree frog)
Lineage: Eukaryota; Metazoa; Chordata; Amphibia; Anura; Myobatrachidae
Product: chemerin-like receptor 1
Exons: 1
Coding region: 7-1086 (359 amino acids)
Biological process (GO): positive regulation of cytosolic calcium ion concentration; phospholipase C-activating G protein-coupled receptor signaling pathway; complement receptor mediated signaling pathway
Cellular component (GO): plasma membrane
Molecular function (GO): complement receptor activity; G protein-coupled receptor activity
Source: RefSeq, a predicted model, not a curated record